AUGACUCAUUCAAAUUCUUCUGUGUUUAGGAACCAAGCGAACCAGAGUGCCGAGGUCACUUUCAUUCUCUUGGGCUUCUCAGAAUAUCCUCAGCUCCAGCUGCCCCUGUUCCUGGUCUUCCUGACCAUCUACACAGUCACUGUGCUGGGGAACCUGGGCAUGAUCCUGAUCAUCAAGUCUAGCUCCAGGCUCCGCACGCCCAUGUACUUCUUUCUCAGCCACUUAUCCUUUGUGGAUUUCUGUUACUCAACAGUAGUUACACCCAAGCUACUAGAAAACUUGGUUGUGGAAGACAGAACCAUCUCCUUCACAGGAUGCCUCAUGCAAUUCUUCUUUGUCUGCAUAUUUGUGGUGACAGAGACAUUCCUGUUGGCAGUGAUGGCGUAUGACCGAUUUGUGGCCAUUUGCAACCCUCUUCUCUACACAGUUGUCAUGUCCCAGAGGUUUAGUUUUGUGUUGGUGAUUGCUACAUACUCUUGGGGUAUAGCCUGUUCCCUAAUAUACACAUUACUUUUUUUGACUUUAUCCUUCUGUGGGACUAAGUUCAUAAAUAACUUUGUCUGUGAGCAUGCGGCCAUAGUUGCUGUUUCCUGCUCUGACCCUUACAUUAACCAGGAGAUCACUUUAGCCUCUGCCACAUUCAAUGAAGUAAGCAGCCUGAUGAUUAUUCUUACCUCCUAUGUUUGCAUUUUUAUCACUGUCCUGAAGAUGCCUUCAACUGGGGGGCGCAAUAAAGCCUUCUCCACCUGUGCUUCCCACCUGACUGCCAUCACCAUCUUCCAUGGGAGCAUCAUUUUCCUCUAUUGUGUUCCUAACUCCAAAAGCUCAUGGCUUAUGCUCAAGGUGGGUUCUGUGUUUUACGCAGUGGUCAUCCCCAUGCUGAACCCACUGAUCUACAGCCUCAGGAACAAAGAUGUGAAGGCCGCUGUCAGGAAGUUAAUCAAGACCAACUUAAUAUGUCAAUUAAUGAUUAAUGUAAAAUGA
Dama dama (fallow deer) is the source of this 984-nucleotide messenger RNA. Its product is annotated as olfactory receptor 5D13-like. Bases 1 to 984 code for a protein of 327 amino acids. The record is from RefSeq and is a predicted model, not a curated record. Gene Ontology annotation, biological process: G protein-coupled receptor signaling pathway; sensory perception of smell. Gene Ontology annotation, molecular function: G protein-coupled receptor activity; olfactory receptor activity; odorant binding. The transcript has 2 exons. Gene Ontology annotation, cellular component: membrane. Lineage: Eukaryota; Metazoa; Chordata; Mammalia; Artiodactyla; Cervidae.